AGAAGGCGUACCACAACAUGACGUUCCUGGGUCAGAAGAUGGGAGGUCAGUCCUUCUUCAGCCGCAAAGACUCCAUCCGCACCAUCUACACCUCUCUGUACAACGAGCUAAGGAAGGUGGUGUCGAUGGGGCGUCACAGCCAGCCGGGCUCCGCCUCCUACCUGGAGGACCUGCUGUCACACCUGUCGGAGCAGCUCUGUCACUUCACGCAGGCUCGCAUGGAGAUGGCCGACCUGUACGAGAAGAUGCACUCACUGGGCGGCCAGAAGAGCAUCAACUCGGAGGAGCUGGUGUCCACGCUGGAGUCCGUCCUGCACAAAUACAGCACCAAGUUCCACCACCCGAUCCUGGGCCGAGUGGAGGAGGGUUUCCAGACGGAGGUCGAUGUGGUGACACAGCUGCUGCGCUGCCAGGCUCAGAUCUCAGAGUGGCAUUUCCUGCCCGCUCUGCUUAGCCUGCAUGCUGCUAACUCCAAGCUAACGGCCUGGGGUCAGCUGUUCCAGCGGCAGAAAGAAACCCGCAAGAAUCUGUUUGGAGGUCAGUCCCAGAAGGCCGUGCAGCCUCCACACCUCUACAUGUGGUUGCAGCGUUUCCAGGCAGCGCUGCUCGCCAAGUUCAGCUUCUACUUCCAUGAAGCCCUGAGCCGGCAGACGCCGCCCACUGACAUGAGAGCCUUGACCGCCCGCACCACGCCAGACUACCACGGCAAGAUCUGCUCCUUCAUCCGCAAACACGACGCCAGCAACGUGUCGCUGGUGUUCGACAACCGCGGCUCAGAAAGCUUCCAGGGACACGGCUACCACCACCCGCACUCCUACAGAGAGGCGCCCAAGGGCGUAGAGCAGUUCCCCGCCGUGGUGUCUCUACCUUCAGGAGAGCGGCCUCUCACACACUGGCCCAACGUCAUCAUGAUGAUGGGAGACCGCGCCGCAGAGCUCAACACUCUGGACAAGGUGACGCACUUCUAUGACGAUAAAGUCCAGAGCACGUACUACCUGACGCGGCCCGAGCCGCACUUCACUCUGGUGGUGAUCUUUGACGGCAGGAAGUCGGAGAAGGAUCUGCACAUUGCUGCCUUCCUGCAGGAGAUCUCCUGCUCCCUGAGGAACUCCAAACCUUUCAGCACCCUCAAACCGGGUUCAAAGGGCUGAGGAGACGACCAAAAACCUUCCAGACCAAAGAAGCGCACUUUCCUCUCUCAACCUUUAUUUCAAAUAGAUUUAUGAUUUUAAUGAUUAAGUUUUAACAUGUUUCCUUUUUACUCUUAAAUAUAUAAAAUCACUGUGUUCAAUAAAGCUUUGAGAUGA
This is a messenger RNA of Labrus bergylta (ballan wrasse), 1307 nucleotides long. The record is from RefSeq and is a predicted model, not a curated record. NCBI's taxonomy places the organism in Eukaryota, Metazoa, Chordata, Actinopteri, Labriformes, Labridae.